UGAGGUUGUCAGAGUGAAAUCGAAAGUAAAAACGCAGGCGAUAAAAACAAAGAAACAGCUACCCUGCAUCUUCACCGCAGAGUGGACAGAAGGUCAAUCUGCUGCAGAUCUCGCAUUCUAGUUUCAAGUGAUCCGUCAGAAGUGGAAGCAAGAACGAUGGAUUAUGGAAACAUCAGGGCCGUUGAAACUACUGGUGCUUCAUGGCAAACAUCUCAGCAGGACAGGCUGGGAUACUCAGGUGAGACGGCAUCUCACACCAUGGCAGAGACCGAUGCAGGCAGAAUGGAAAGGUACAAGUCUAAAAUCAAAAGAGUGGGAGCGAGGUAUAACAUCGACCCCGCCCUCAUUGCUGCCAUUAUCUCCAGAGAGUCCAGGGCUGGAAAUGCUCUCACUGAUGGCUGGGGAGACUACAGCCCAAAGAGAGGCGCGUGGAACGCCUGGGGACUGAUGCAGGUUGAUGUAAAUCCAGAAGGAGGUAACCACACUCCAGUAGGUGAAUGGGACAGUGAGGAUCACCUCUGCCAAGCCACCAAGAUCUUGGUUGAUUUCAUCAAACUGAUACAAAGCAAACCUGAAUUUUCUGGUUUGAGCAAAGAGAAGCAGCUGAAAGGAGGGAUAGCAGCCUACAAUGCAGGGGACAGAAAGGUCCAUUCUUAUGAAGGUGUGGAUGAAAACACAACAGGCAAAGACUACUCCAAUGAUGUUGUUGCCAGGGCUCAGUGGUACAAAAAGAAUGGAGGCUUUUAACAGCUGGAGCUGUCCACAACAAAAAUCUCCUCCAAAUCAUGAAGGAAACUCUCUGAUGAUGAUGAUGAUGAUGAUGACGGAUAUUUGGGUCACAUUCCUAUACUUUGAUAAGUUUGAUUACACACAUAUAUUCUGCUAAUAGUUAGAUUACAUGCAUAUGCUUACGUUAAUGACAG
Messenger RNA from Chelmon rostratus (copperband butterflyfish), 923 nucleotides. RefSeq names its product lysozyme g-like. The record is from RefSeq and is a predicted model, not a curated record. The transcript is spliced from 5 exons. Gene Ontology annotation, molecular function: lysozyme activity. NCBI's taxonomy places the organism in Eukaryota, Metazoa, Chordata, Actinopteri, Chaetodontiformes, Chaetodontidae. Bases 157 to 747 code for a protein of 196 amino acids. Gene Ontology annotation, biological process: peptidoglycan catabolic process.